AUGGCACAAGAAGUCGCUGGCAUAUUGGCAGCUGAGGUGCUUUCUCUGCCAUUCCGCGAGGCGAAAAUUCGACUCAGCAAAGCAAUCGCCUCUAAGGGUGUCGAUCGGAUCAGCCGCAAGUCCUUGUACAAAUACCAGCCUCUUCCAGACCAAGAGCAUAUUCGAUUGCUAUGGCUGUCCAAAGAUGACAACGGCGAGCUCUGUUUUGAGCUCGACGCGGUCAAUUUAGGGAAUGCGCCAUUGUACGAGGCGGUUUCGUAUACCUGGGGCAUCCCAUCUCGAACAGCUUUUGUGUCCCACCGCUACUCUGGCAGACGUUUGAACAUCACACAGAAUUGCUAUGAUGUGUUGCAGAACCUUUGUGAGAGGGCGCCGCGGGUGCUUUGGAUCGACGCUAUGUGUAUCAACCAAGAUGAUCUCAACGAGCGUGGACAGCAGGUCGCCAUCAUGGCUCGCAUCUUCCAAGGCGCCUUACGAACCAUCGCGUACGUUGGCCCUAGCGACGACGACUUUACUCACGUCCAAAGAGCUUGCGCAGAAUUCGGCAACGGGACGGGCGUGUUUGGACCACUUAUGCGACAUGUUCUCCACCAGGUUCAGGAUCACGGCGCUCGAUCUCGAGAGUACCUCAGCCUUCUCAGGACGGAUGACGACAUCCAGGCUCACGUCGGAUGCUCUUUAUUUCUUGGAGAGGAUUAUCGCUUGAUUGCCCGAGGAAUCCUUGCCCGGCGAACUCUUUAUUGGCAACUUGCAAGGCUCCAAUAUCGUGGACCCUUGGUCCAACUUGCACGAAAGGUAGAGCAUUGUUUGCGGUUUCUUGUCAUUGAGACCAAUGCCAUCUACACUACUGCUUAUACCUUUUGGGGUCGCAGUGUGCGCUAUGACGACCGAUCUAUGCGCAUUGCCGCACUCAAGGUUGAGAAUGCAACGAAGGCGCUAAAAGAUUGCCUGUGGGCGCUCGAUGAAGAAGCACUCAUGUUACGGCAUAUCAGGACCUGCCUGGUCCUACCAGACAAGGGCUUGGUGUUUGCAGCUCCAAAAUAUACAGCAGUGGAUGGUGGCGCUGCUGUGGAGAUCGAGACCAGUGCUCUUCCCGACUAUCGUUCGGCAAUCGAGCAUAGUGAAGUCGGCACGAGAACCACGGUAGUAUCCUAUAGUGAGCGUAGACCUACACCUACAGCACCAACACAUUCCCGAGAUACGGCGGUGGCACUGUUGUCCAGCGCAGCCCUCGACGGAGGACAGAACCACGUCCGCGUCGCCAGGCUCACAUCAUGUGUGUUGCAUCUUUCCGGCGUGUGGAAGGAUCGGCUAGAAGUUCCUUUCGGGGGCUUGACAUCAUACGAGUCGGCUGAAAAAGCAGCUUUGCAUCGUAUCAACACAACGUGUGAUCAGUGGCGCAUGGUUUUUGUCGCGAUGUCGGCACUUGGUGCGGCGUUUGGAACACUGUUCAAUCGUCCGUGGUUCUCCAGGACGUGGAUACUCCAAGAGGUGCUUUUGUCACCGCGCGUUGUUGUUCAAGCGGGCAGGGACUCUUUCCCAUUCGCGGACCUGAGAUUGAUCAUCGCAAUCGACCCAAGGCUCGCUAGUGACAUGCUUAGUAACCCGGGCAACGUUGUCCUAUCCGAUUAUCUACCUUCCCUCGGACUUCCGAAGUUGUUCAAGAUUGUGGCAGAACAGUGA
This is a messenger RNA of Fulvia fulva, 1683 nucleotides long. RefSeq names its product Heterokaryon incompatibility protein 6, OR allele. The record is from RefSeq and is a predicted model, not a curated record. The transcript has a single exon. Lineage: Eukaryota; Fungi; Ascomycota; Dothideomycetes; Mycosphaerellales; Mycosphaerellaceae. The coding region runs from base 1 to 1683 and encodes 560 amino acids.